AUGUUCGCGCGGCGACUAUCGCCUCUCCGGCGCAGUGCCGGUGCCGGUGCCGCCGCCAACGGCCGCAGCUGGGCCGCUGGGCGGCCGCGUGCGAUCGCCAGCGGCGUGAUACCGGGCGUGCCGAAGAAGCUCGAGGACAUCGUCAAGCUCGACCUACUGGAGAAGGCGGACGCGAGCCAGGUGCUGCACGUCUGGGCGACGCACCACGCUGAGAAGGCCGAGCUGGCUGGCGCGGCUGCCGAGGCGGCCGAGUACGAGACGCUGGUCCAGCGCGGCGCCGAGUCGCCCUCCUUUGUGUGGCCCGUGCGGCGGGACGGCGGCCACAUGAUGCUGUACUCGCAGUACGCGCCGGCGCACCAGAUGUUUGUGUACACCUUCCUCGAGGACUACCGCCGCUCGCCGGAGCUCUCGCCGCCGUGGAUGAGCGUGCUGCUCUUCGACGAUCUGCUCGACACCAAGGGCGUCGCGCUGCUGCGAGCCGAGGCACUCGCACUCACACAUGCACCCCACCCCUCCACAGGCGCACCUGGCCUUACGCCGUGGGGCGCGUAG
This is a messenger RNA of Emiliania huxleyi CCMP1516, 552 nucleotides long. RefSeq lists its product as hypothetical. The transcript has a single exon. Gene Ontology annotation, biological process: mitochondrial proton-transporting ATP synthase complex assembly. The coding region runs from base 1 to 552 and encodes 183 amino acids. Gene Ontology annotation, cellular component: mitochondrion. NCBI's taxonomy places the organism in Eukaryota, Haptophyta, Isochrysidales, Noelaerhabdaceae. The record is from RefSeq and is a predicted model, not a curated record.